Messenger RNA from Boleophthalmus pectinirostris (great blue-spotted mudskipper), 5104 nucleotides. It is a transcript of the gene arhgap31, whose product is annotated as Rho GTPase activating protein 31. Lineage: Eukaryota; Metazoa; Chordata; Actinopteri; Gobiiformes; Gobiidae. Gene Ontology annotation, biological process: small GTPase-mediated signal transduction. The record is from RefSeq and is a predicted model, not a curated record. Gene Ontology annotation, molecular function: GTPase activator activity. The transcript has 12 exons. The coding region runs from base 278 to 3943 and encodes 1221 amino acids.
AGCCAGUCCAAUGUUGUUUCUGUUGAAGCCUUCGGAGGAACAGCACAGCACUGCCACGUCCUAUACUGACAAACUACCAUCAAAAGAUCAUGAUCACAACUAUCUCCAAGUAAAGCUGGGACCAUGACGUCACUUUGAAGACAAACUGGGAGUGGAUGAAAGCUUUUCAGGAGUCUAAAGCUGGGAUUUUCAAUACUUUUGAUCAAUUCAUUUUAACAUAUGGAUCUGUGGAAAGGAUAUACAGUUUUUUGUCAUUGGGAGAGCUAAGAGAAGACACAUGAGGAAUAAGGCAUCCAAGCAGAAGUCUAAAAAGAAGGCUAUUGACAAUGCAUUCGGCUGUGACUUGAUCGAGCAUCUACAAAGCACAGGACAAGAUGUUCCUCAGGUCCUGAAGAAGUGUGCAGAGUUCAUAGAGAAACAUGGCGUUGUGGAUGGGAUCUACAGACUGUCAGGUGUCACAUCAAACAUUCAGCGUCUCAGGCAAGAAUUCUGCUCUGACGCUUGCCCUGACCUUACUAAGGAAGUGUACCUCCAGGACAUCCACUGUGUGGGUUCCUUAUGUAAGCUGUACUUCAGGGAGCUUCCCAAUCCUCUGCUCACGUAUGAGCUCUACACUAAAUUCACAGAAGCAGUUUCAGUCCAGGGGGAUCAUGAGAAACUUGCCCGCAUCCAGAAGGUCAUCAAAGAACUGCCAAAUGCUCAUUUCAGGACCCUGGAGUACCUGACUAAGCACCUGGCCCGCCUCGCCACCUUAAGCUCAAAGACAAACAUGCACACAAGAAACUUGGCUUUGGUGUGGGCUCCCAACCUGCUCAGGUCAAAAGAUAUUGAGGUUUCUUCUGGUAAUGGGGACAUGGCGUUCCAAGAAGUCAGAGUUCAGCAGUCAGUCAUUGAGUUUAUCCUCAACCAUACAGAGCAGAUCUUCAAUGGUGUUUCCCUCCAAAUGAAACCCAAAGAAGGUUUAAUGUGUGGGGAAAAGUACGCCACUCUGCCCAUCAGUGGACCUUCUGGACCUAUGAAACUUAUGAGUUUGGAGGAGGCUCAGGCACGGUCCUUAAGUCCAAACCAUCCUGUGCAUAAAGAACGUCAGAGAGAGAACAGCCUGCCUGACCCCAGCAUUGCCCAGCUCUACCACACUGUCAUCGACAUAGACAGCAAGAGGAAAUUCUCUGGAAAAUCAAAAAAGUGGAAAUCAAUUUUUAAUUUGGGAAGAUCUGUGGAUUCGAAGGGAAAACUGAGCCGCAAUGGCAGUGUGUUCAUCAGAGGACAAGGGAUCACAGAAAAGGCUAAAGGCAGAAAAUCCAGAAGCAUGGAGUCACUGUGCUCUUUACCGACGGAUGAUGACAGAACUGGAGGCCGUGUUCCUGUUGGACCGGGCAGCAUUUUUGCUCCAGAUGUUAAGUCUCGGACUCUGGGCUCAGACUGUCUGUUUGACCUGAGUGAGGAUGAACCCACCUGGGAGAUUAAAGGGAUCAGAGCCAGCGGAGCUACAGCAGGAUGGACUGCUCACAUGGACCAAGACAGUCCACUGGGGACCUCACUGCCCACACAAAAGACACUGCCAGAGCAGCUGAAGGUGUUCAAAGGAGAGGACAUGAGAGGGUUCCAGCCCACUUCUCCUAAAAGCAGGAGGACGCUGUACUCAUCCCACAGCUCCUCCUCGCGCCCCUCGUUCCCCGGGAGCUUCUUCCCACUGGAGUCCUCUCCACGACACCAGCGGAGGGCUCUCAACAUCUCUGAACCUUUCGCUGUGUCUGUGCCUCUGCGCGUGUCUGCCGUCAUCAGCUCCAACAGUACCCCCUGCAGGACUCUGGCCAAAAAGAUCCCUGAGCCGGGCAUCAGCGGAAAGAGCAGCUCUGUCACACAACAGGAAUCCAAGAGGCAGGAAGAGACAGAGAUGGUCAACAGAGAAGAGGGCAGCUCCAUCCAGUCAGAGGAUUCAAGAAAUGAUGGAUCACUUCGGAGUCAAAGAAGUGAAUCUGAAGACUCCUUCAGUGGGAGUGCAGGGCAGAGGGUGCCCUCUUGUGGAGACGAUCUGCACAUUCAAUCUACUCCUAAGAAACUGGAACUUGUAUCUUCCAUUGAGAAAGGACAUCUGUCUGACCUCCGUCCAGAGCUAAAGAUAAGUGAACCAGAAAUCAAGCUACUGGAUGAAACUUUUAAACCUGUUUUUGGGACACAGAAAUCCUUCGAUGGUUUGAAACUGAAUCCUGAUGUCAAGUCCAAACGCAGCCAAAGCUCUCCAUCUCUGACACUCUUAUGUAAAGAAAUGUCCUCACUGUCAUCACUGAACCAUCAGAAGGCUGGGUCAGAAUCGGCCAAGAAACAGCCCUCAGAAUCGGACCUAUUGUUUUCUCUGCGUAAAGACAUUGAUGUAGUUGUAGGUGGUAGUAUAGAAAAUAUACAGCCAUCUAAAAUCACUAAUGAAACAGAGAAACCCAAUCAACCACCUCCAAAAAUAAUAGCUGUAAACAAUAGUGUGACAGAAAACUCACCUCCUUUACGUCAAGAUGAUAUUUCAACUCACAAAUUAUUGGAAAUUCCUACAGUGCCUCCUCACAAAAACAGCAGUCUAUCACAAGAGUCACUCAGGAAAAACCUUGUUCUUGAACUUGAUAGCACACCGAGGCUUUCAGUAUGUGUGGAAGAGAGGAGGAGUAUUUUGGAGUUGGAGGAUGAAGACGGACAUGCAGAAGAGCUAGACCUGGUGGAGCCUUGGGAUGAUCUGAACUCAGCCAAACAAUGGGUGACCAGUCCAUUGCACUCCCCAGAUGUGGAGGAGCUUAUCAAGCAAUUGUCAACAAAGCCCUGGUCAGAGAGGGGUGCUACAGUCCCAGAGGAAAGCAAUAGUUCAUCAGCACUACCAGACAUCAACAAAUCGUCCACUAAAACCAUUCUGACAAAGAGCUUCUCUGGGAAUUUUCCUCCAGCCACUAAACCAGAUCCUAAAUGGAUGUAUGUGCCAACAAGGAUAGGCAGCACAACACAAGCUCACAAGUCUCACAUCUCAAGUAAACACAAGAAUACAGCAUCAUGUCAAAGGUUUCACAGGCAACUGUCUCAUGAGGCGGCUGCUUUGGACAAAAAAGAGGAAAACACAACUUCACGACACAGACCCUACUCACUUAAUCUUGAUUUGGGAUAUCGUUGCAUUAGGGACAUUUCAAACCAGCAAAACCUUAGUUCAUCAGAGUUUUGCUCAAAGGGGAUACAGCCAGGGAUUGUAAAUAACUGCUUAUCUGAGCUGGAUUUAUUUCUGAAUGAUAAUCAGGCACCACUGCGCAGAAACUCAGCUCCUGUCAGUGUGUCCUCAGUGCGCACAGCCUUCAUGAUAAAAACCUGCCAGGCCAAAGCUGUGCCCGUGGUCCCUCCAAAAGUGCAGUACAGCCAGAUACCUCACUCUAGACUUGAGAAAGAAAAAGUGAAUGAAGAAGAAAAGGAAUGUGUGAAAGAGAAAACCAAUGCACUGCUUCCACCUGUCAUGUCUGAACUGAAAGAGGAACUGGAAAACAAAGAGCCAGCGCCUAAGCCUGUCAAAGCUGCUCACGUGGAGAAGACAAUGGAGCCCGCAGCAGAGUUACCGGACAUAACACGGCGACACACACCCAGUCUGGAGGUGUUUGUGGACACUCCUCGUCCAAACAAGUCCAACCUUCUACAGAGAUCCUCGUUUAGGAACAGACAGAGACCUCAAAGUCUGAUCCUGCUGAGCCCACCAUUUCCCAUCAUGGACUACCCCUCCUCUGGCGAUGACGGGAAACUCUCCUCCAUCAAAAGUCUCAAUGACACAUCAGCCGAGAACUACAAGACGACCGAACAAGUACAAAACAAAAUGACUAUUCCAAAAAGUGGACAGAGACUAGAGACCUCAACCAGCUGCUUCUAUCAACCACAAAGGAGGUCCAUGAUCUUUGACAACAGGAGCCAUAGGCAGAUUGAGUGACUGCACAACUACAUUGUAUACAAUUUGUAUCAGGAAAUACUGGGAGGAGCUGCAGAACUAUAUAUGUCAAUGGAUCUGCACAAUUUAUUUAGUUUGUUGAUUUGAGUAGUGUAGAGAAAACAUAUCAAGGUUGCAACAUGGUUUCCAACAAUGUAUGAACUUGAAAUAAUCAAAAACAACAAUGGUUUACUAUGUAUGCUAUACUAUUUGAAAAAGUGAAUGAUCUACAGUGGACAUUUUGAAAAUGAUCAUUUAGUUUUAGCUGCAGUUUUAUUUUAUAUGCCCCCUCCUCCUACACCUGUACAUGUUAAAUGUUAAAUCCAGUAUUUAGUAACAAAACAUUUCCUUAGACUUUGAUAUCCCCUCUAAAGGGACUAGGUUCUCAAUUGCAGAGGAAUAUUGAUUGUAUUGAAUUAUUAUAAUGAUCCUAGUAAUACUUCAAAGCAAAAGUACUGAGAUCAUCCAUUGCUAUAUUAUUAUCCAGAUGAAGCUAUACAAACAUGUCCAUUGUAUUCAUUAUUUAUACUUAACUACAUGAAUCUUAAGUUGUAUGUUGGUCAGUGAGUUACUUAAAAGUAUUAGUAAUGCUAAUACUAAGGAUUUGUUAAAUCAUCUAUCUAAAGCAACAAAAUAGUUAUCUUUCAACACUGGGAAAAUGUUUCUUGUUUAUAGGAGUCCACUGUAUUUAAUGUAAUUCCAUAAUUGUCAUUUAUCAUUCACAUAAACUGAAAACAAGCCCAAUAACUGCUAAGGUUUUAAGAUAUUGUGUUGACCAUAAAUGUAGUAUUUAUUCCUAAAAUAAUUUCAAUAUAAACGAUAAAUUGUCUUAUGGAGAGUGGUUUACAGAGAGUUUACUGAAGGUUUUUAACAUAUGUUUUGAUUAUAUUUUUCAUUCAACGCAGUAUUUGUGAAUGCGUGUGGUGUGGCAGAACACGAGUAUUUAUGGUGCUCAGUGACAGGGGUAAGUGUGUGCUUUUUAAAAGAUGUAUCAAAGGGUUAAAGGAUCAAAUGUGUUACGAAUGACUGUGUUACCAGUGUUUAUUCCACGUUUUAAAGCUUCGUGUUCAUACUGUAAAUUAUGUUGUAGGCCAACUCUGUAUGAUUUGCAAAUUGAUACAUAUUGUUAAAAAAGUAUUGUUGGAAAGAUUAUAAUAAAUUUGU